Pelodiscus sinensis (Chinese soft-shelled turtle) is the source of this 7131-nucleotide messenger RNA. The record is from RefSeq and is a predicted model, not a curated record. Lineage: Eukaryota; Metazoa; Chordata; Testudines; Trionychidae.
CUCCCCUCCUCCCGCUCUUCUUGCAGCUGGUUCCUGCGUCCCCUUUGAACUCCCUGGCGUGCCAGCUCCCUUCCUCCCCACCGUGGGGAUCCGCUCUGGGCCCUGGAAAACAGCCCCGAUCGCCCCUCACUCCGGGGAAAUACCAGGGGCGCCCGCUCUCCCAUGAAAAAUGGCAGCUAGACAUGGCCUGGCUGUGGGAGAAGGGCUCUGACAAGCCACCUUCCUGGGAACGAUCGGGGCGGAUUAGAUCAGCUGCUUCCAGAAAAGUUGCUCUCGGGUCGGGGUGAUGUCCCAGGGGUGAAUUAGGACUUUGUUUUGCACCGCCCGUCUGGGUAUUGUUACUGGGAAUGGGGCAGCUUGUUCCUUCCUCGGCCACAUUCCUCCAUCAUUAACCGAGCAUCAGGAUUUAUGGACAGUGCAUUGGCUCUCCGGGAUCGCUUCAGAGUGCAUCGCUUCCAACAGGUUUAGCAAGCACAGUCGUGAUAUUUCUGUCUCCGGUCGGCUACUAGAUGAAUUCCCUCUCUGGACAGUGAUAGCGAUAUUUUACAUCCUUCUUCGGGAGCAUGAGACUGUUUGCUGAUCACAAGAAGAUGUGGCUGUGGCUCGUAUUGGUGUUGUCAACCCCGGUUUCUCCUACAAAUGUAGAUCCUGACUUCUCGGUGGAGAUUUGUAAUGUUUGCUCUUGUGUGUCAGUUGAGAAUGUACUGUACGUCAAUUGCGAGAAGGUGGCAGUCUACCGACCAAAUCAGCUCAAACCACCUUGGUCCAACUUUUACCAUCUCAAUUUUCAAAACAACCUGCUAAUUAUUCUCUAUCCAAAUACCUUUCUGAAUUUUACAUAUGCUGUGUCCCUACAACUGGGGAACAAUAAAUUGCAGAACAUUGAGGGAGGAGCAUUCCUGGGGCUCAGUGCAUUAAAACAGUUGCACUUGAACAACAAUGAAUUAAAGAUCCUCCGCGCUGACACUUUCCUUGGCAUAGAGAACUUGGAGUAUCUCCAAGCUGACUACAAUUUAAUCAAGUAUAUUGAACGGGGAGCCUUCAAUAAGCUCCACAAGCUGAAAGUCCUCAUCCUUAAUGACAAUCUGAUUUCAUUCCUGCCCGAUAAUAUUUUUCGAUUCGCUUCUCUAACCCAUCUGGAUAUACGGGGGAAUCGAAUACAGAAGCUUCCCUAUAUUGGAGUUCUGGAACACAUUGGGCGAGUUGUCGAACUGCAGCUGGAAGAUAACCCUUGGAAUUGCACUUGUGAUUUGUUGCCUUUGAAAGCUUGGUUGGAAAAUAUGCCCUAUAACAUUUAUAUCGGAGAAGCGAUCUGUGAAACACCCAGUGACUUGUAUGGAAGGCUUUUGAAAGAAACCAAUAAGCAAGAGUUAUGCUCCAUGGGGACUGGGAGUGAUUUUGAUGUGCGCAUUCUGCCUCCAUCCCAGCUGGAGUCUGGUUAUAGCACGCCUAAUGGCCACACAACACAGACGUCAAUGCACAGACUAGUGACCAAGCCUCCCAAAACUACCAGUCCGUCCAAGAUCUCGGGGAUAGUCGCAGGGAAAGCACUAUCGAAUCGCAAUCUCAGUCAAAUUGUGUCUUACCAGACCAGGGUACCUCCUUUAUCUCCUUGCCCAAACCCAUGUGUCUGCAAAACUCAUCCUUCUGAUUUGGGAUUAAGUGUAAAUUGCCAAGAAAGAAAUAUAGAAUCGUUGGCCGAACUGGUACCAAAACCUUUAAAUGCCAAGAAACUGCAUGUAAAUGGCAAUUAUAUUAAGGAUGUGGACACCUCAGAUUUUGUUGACUUUGAAGGGCUGGAUUUACUUCAUUUAGGCAGCAAUCAGAUUGCAAUAAUCAAAGGGGCAGUUUUCCGCAACCUUACAAAUUUACGGAGAUUGUAUCUUAAUGGCAAUCAGAUAGAGCGGCUGAGUCCAGAAAUGUUUGCUGGCCUCCACAAUUUGCAAUAUCUGUAUUUGGAAUACAAUGUUAUCAAAGAAAUUUUAGCAGGCACCUUUGACUUCAUGCCAAAUUUGCAGCUGCUCUACUUGAACAACAAUCUUCUUAGAAGUCUGCCAGCUUAUGUUUUUGCCGGGGCUCCACUGGCUAGACUGAAUCUGAGGAACAAUCAUUUCAUGUAUUUACCUGUAAGUGGCGUUCUUGAUCAGCUCAGAUCUCUUACACAAAUUGAUUUGGAAGGUAAUCCAUGGGACUGCACGUGUGAUUUAGUUGCUUUAAAGCUAUGGCUGGAAAAACUAAAUGAAGGUAUUGUGGUGAAGGAGUUAAAAUGUGAAACACCUGUUCAGUUUGCUAACAUUGAACUGAAGUCUCUCAAAAAUGAGAUCUUAUGCCCUAAACUUCUAAACAAGCCAUCUGCUCUGUUCACUAGCCCUGUGCCUGCUGUCACUUUUACAACACCGCUGGGUCCAAUUCGAAGUCCUCCUGGUGGCCCCGUUCCAUUGUCCAUCCUAAUCUUAAGCAUACUAGUUGUGCUUAUUUUAACAGUGUUUGUGGCUUUUUGCCUUCUUGUCUUUGUGCUUCGGCGCAACAAGAAACCAACGGCAAAACACGAGGGAAUUGGGAACCAAGAGUGCAGUUCCAUGCAACUGCAGCUAAGAAAGCAUGACCACAAAUCAAACAGAAAGGAUGGACUAGGAGCAGAGCCCUUCAUUCCUCAAACCAUUGAGCAGAUGAGCAAAAGUCACACUUGUGGCUUAAAAGAUUCCGAAACAGGCUUCACAUUUGCUGAUCCACAAGGGCAAAAAGUCAUUCUGAGAAAUAUUACCGACAAGGAAAAGGAUUUAUUGCAUGUGGAUCCCAGAAAAAGACUUAGUACAAUUGAUGAACUGGAUGAGUUGUUUCCUGGGAGGGAUUCCAAUGUAUUUAUUCAGAAUUUUCUUGAAAGUAAAAAAGAAUACAACAGCAUAGGGGUCAGUGGUUUUGAAAUACGCUAUCCAGAGAAACAACAAGACAAAAAAAUCAAGAAGUCAUUAAUAGGCGGUAAUCAUAGUAAAAUUGUGGUAGAGCAAAGAAAGAGUGAAUAUUUUGAACUAAAAGCUAAACUUCAAGGUUCACCUGACUACCUACAAGUCCUUGAAGAGCAAACAGCUUUGAAUAAAAUAUAGGUCAUGCAAUCUUAUUUCUUACAGAGGACAUUUCUUUAAUGAUGAAAGUGCCUUUUGUUGACUUUUAACUUCCGAAUACUAUAUCAUAUAGGUAGGCAUAGAGGCAGGUAUAUCCAAGGGUAUCUAUCUGUAGCUGCAUAUGGUUUGUCAAGUAGAGGAGAAUUUCCUUUAUAGAUUUUACUACAUAAAGCUGAUACCCACUGGAAUCCUGUAGGGAUACUGCAAACUCUAUUGCCAAAGGGAUGCUUUAGACACAUAUUACACUGAAUUUAACCUCAAGAGGCAUAUAUGUUUUGUACCUUAAAUGCAAAACCUUCGUCUCCUUGUGAUUUGUUAGAACAAACACAAGAAAACUGGUACCAGUGUUUGUACCUUUGCUGGGUAAUUCAUCUUGCACGUGGAUUAAGUUGGUGGAACUUGAGUAAUCCUUUGAUUUGUGGUGGUGUAAUGGCACUGUUUAAAGAUUAUCUGAAAAGUAAAAAGCAUGCAAAGAGAGAACAUUCAAUAGUAUGUGUAAAUUGGUUACAUUUAUGGCCUGCAUCUUGAAAUCACUGGAUUUAUAAUGUUAAAAUUGUGCAAAUAUUUGUUUAAAAUAUACCAUACAUAACAUACCUAUAAAAUAAAUCUGACCACUUGAAAUAUACCUGUCUAUACAUAACAUUAAAAAAAGAAAAGAAAAAAAGUGCAACCUGACUUCUGCAGCAUUUGUAGUGACAUGAAGAAAAUACUUGAUGUUAAUGCAGAAUCUUAUGUAAGACUCAAAUCCAAUUAAGACUAGAGUUCCUUCUCAGUUAUGUGACACUUCUACAACCCCAAAAGGUUGACCAAACUUUGCAAAGUGCUUACUGUGUGAGCGUAGCAGAAAUUAUUUUUGUAAGAUCAUUCAUAUUUAUGAAAUACUUUGUAUACUAAAUAGGAAAAUAUGUACUCCUUACUAUGUAUUUAAUAUGCCUGACUUGUUUUCCUGAUCACAAUGCAUUAAUCAUUCAAUAUAAAUUAAAAACAGAACAAUAUACCAAACAAAAACUGGUGAGAAAUUGUAUAGCAUUAUUUGGGAUCCUGUGAUCAGGUAUAAUAAUAAUAAUAAAAAUGUUCUGUAUAAUUCUUGUGAAAUUAGUAUAUUAUCUUAUUUCAGAUUUGUUACCAAUGGUGCAUUUUAAAAUAGUUUCAUUAGGUUUUUUUUAGUAUUGUUGUCUAAGGCAAUUAAUUGCCAUCAAUUGUCUUGUUUUUCAGGGGUCUGCAGCUUAACCUAAAUAGUUUUCACUACAAGUAUUUUCAGGCAUUAAUGAAUAAGGGUAAAUGUUUAAUUGUAUAUGCAUCAAUUCUCUGUCCCUGUUAUCUUUCUGACUGCUGUCAGUCAAAUAAUGAACCAGAGCAGUAAACCAUAUGGCAAUCAUGUGUGUAUCAAAGUCACAUUGUCAGAUGGAUUUAGUGGUCUCGGUUCAAUUCAGAGUAUUUUGUAGUCCACCUCUAUAAAGCUUUUGUGAAAGCUGAAUCUCAGUUGAUAGCAACUAAUGGUCAAGAUGGAAAAUGCCUCCUUUUUCUCAUUGGGAGAUGGUAAUUUAAGAUCAGAGUAGGCAUGUGUUGGUAAAGCAUCAUACAGAAAAUCUACACCACACAUCUGAUCCAAAGCCCAUUCAAGAUAAUAGGGGGUUCUCCACUCAUAUCAAUGGACUUUGGAUCAGGACCUUAACCUGUCUUACUGCCAUAUUAUGAUACUCCCCCUCCCUUUUAAAAUCAAUACAUAAGUCAAUCAAGUUGCAAUAGAAAAUAAACGUUAAUGUUUUCAUGAGUUCCAAGUGGCAGCUAUUACAACAAAGCCUGAUAGCACCACUGUGGUUAAGGCUGUGUCAGCAUUUUCCAGUCUAACCCUCUAAUUUCAGGAUUUUAUAACAUUGCUGUAAAAUUUUAUUCUGGGAUGAUCCUUGGCAUAAUGCCUGGAAUAUUUUUUUAACAAAGUUUUUUAAAAGCAUCAGCGCUUCUUUAUUUUAAAGAGAGAGACAGUGAGAGACAUUUUUCUACGUGCAAUUUCAAUUUUUUUCCCCUAAUUUCUUCAUGAGACAAAAUGUAUGAGGGACAUUAGAUUUUUUUAUAUAUAUAUAUAUAAAUGAACAACAGAGUGGUUCAUCUUUGAAAAAAAGCUGCUAUUACACUUACGCACUAAUUUAUUGCAUUCAAAGUGUCAGAAGGAUUUUCUGGAUAUGGUUACUAUGCAUGCAUAUGGUCCUGGCCUAAAAGAUUCCUAGUUGCUUGUUGACCCCAAUCUCUGCACAGGCUCUGAGGAAAAUGUUUUAGUUUAUUGUGUCAGAGGCCUUUGGAUGAAAGAAUCUUAAAGAUGCACUGAAAGCUAGAACAUAAAAGCAACAUCAGCAAUCUGAGGACAGUGGGUUGCUGCCUUCUACUCAGUGCUGCACAACUUGGUGGAGAUCUCACAGAACCCUGAGAUUUGCCAAGGCAGAAAGCAUUUGACCCACACUUCAAGCGUCAUCAGAACCUAUGUCUCAAAUCCUUCUAUUGAGAGAUGUGCAUUAAAAAAAAUACUGCAUGAAUAACUGCAACAUUGUGAACGUUGUUAAGGGUGACAUGUUUGUGGUUGAUGUUGAUCAGGGUUAACAGAACAACAGUUAAGGUUGAUAUUCCUCCCUCAACUACAUUAUAAGUCAUCUGUCAGGGGAAAUGGACUGUUUAAGAGACGAAUUUUGCCAUUAUGCUUGCAUUAGGUAGUUCUGGUAGGUCCCCCUCCAGCAAAGCAUUUCAUCUUUAAUCAGGUGCAAUGAGAGUACUCGUGAGUUUAGGAGUAAGCACGUGUUUAAGUCCGUUGUUGGAUUAGGGCCUAAAUGCAUGAUACCUUGGGCAUUGAUUUAAAUGGGAGCAGGAGAAGGAGUAUUGUUGUAUAUGUUACAUAGUUCACACCUGCUGUAGAACCCUUAUGCCUUGGUGAUCACUUUGCUCCCAUGACUUGCCUGAUUGAAUUCAACAGGGUCACUGGAAUGCAUACAUGCCUACCUGUGCUCGGGGUCACUCAAUCUGGACUUUAUUUUCUCUCAGUAGUGUUUUACAAUAUAGUGCAAUAGCUAGGCAUAGCAGUGUGAGUAAAAAAAAAAAUCGGGGUGGUCAACCCAUUAUGUGUCCUUGAUGAUGUUGGUUUAAAUUGCAACCUGAAUGUUAGUUGACUUCCUCCAACAUUUAAGGACAGUGUAUGUUCCAGGGUAAUAAUUUGGUGGAAUGUUCACUCAAUUCUAAUGCUAGUUUAUCCAGGAAAGGCACUUUUCCAGUGUGGCUAAACAACCCAGCCCGUCUUUGCAUUAUAUUGAUUUGAGUGGCCAUGUUGUUAAAGUAGCUGCACAUUCAGGCAGCACUAAAGGAGUGAAGGUGUUAACGUAAUUUACAGUGUUCAUUGUAUUAUAAAUCAAGUUUACAUUUUUAAUGAAGUCAAUAAAGUGUAAUCAUUUCUUUGAAAGAGAAAUUUUUGUGCAAUUUUAUCAAAACGCAGUCAUAGUAAUGAAGGAAGUUGAGUCCAGACACCAACUGACAUUUUACAUUUAGUUUUCCAGACUGAGAGUAAAUAAAUCUGAAAGAUAAUCCAAAAGAUAAUUUUUGAAGCCAUAAGAAUGGUGUACAUUAUAAAAGGCAUGGCCUUGUGAAUAAUGUUAACAAAUGUUUGAGUAAACAAACACGUCUAGAAAAUGAUGGUGGUAUAAUAUCUAUAAUAUUUUUGCAUGAUUUGUACAUUGCUAUUGUAUGAAAUGAGCGCAGUAGGAUUUUUUAAUUUUUUUUGUUUUAUUUAAUUUUAUUUUGCAUCCAAAGAGUUGGGAAGGAAAUAUGACAAGAAUGUAUUUAUAAUCACUCUAUUUUGAAAUAAAGCAAAGAAAACAAAAUGUAUUGUUUUUACCCUGCUUUGAUCAUUACUAUUUUUAGAUUAGUUUAUAAUACAAAAUAGACUUCACUUAUAAUAUCCAGUAUAAUGUAAAAUUCAGAAAAAAAAAUGUUUCAGUGACCUUUGUUUGCUUUCAACAACAUCAAGAUA